CUCGUCAACGAGGCGGCCGUGCGGCGGACGCAAAGAUGCAGAUCUUCGUGAAGACCCUGACGGGGAAGACCAUCACCCUCGAGGUCGAGCCCAGCGACACCAUCGAGAAUGUCAAGGCCAAAAUCCAGGACAAGAGGGCAUCCCGCCUGACCAGCCGCACUCUCUCUGACUACAACAUCCAGAAAGAGUCCACGCUGCACCUGGUGCUGCGCCUUCGGGGCGGCAUCAUCGAGCCAUCCCUCCGCCAGCUGGCCCAGAAGUACAACUGCGAGAAGAUGAUCUGCCGCAAGUGCUACGCCCGCCUGCACCCCCGUGCCGUCAACUGCCGCAAGAAGAAGUGCGGACACACCAACAAUCUGCGCCCCAAGAAGAAGAUCAAUUAAAGGCCCCAUGGGCCGCGCCGUGCUGCGCCUCGCCGCGCCAGCCCUCCUGGGCGCCCCAAACGGGCCCUGCGGCUUCAAUAAAGUUACUCUUU
This is a messenger RNA of Suncus etruscus (white-toothed pygmy shrew), 475 nucleotides long. Its product is annotated as ubiquitin-60S ribosomal protein L40-like. The transcript has a single exon. Gene Ontology annotation, cellular component: nucleus; cytoplasm; ribosome. Gene Ontology annotation, biological process: protein ubiquitination; translation; modification-dependent protein catabolic process. The record is from RefSeq and is a predicted model, not a curated record. Lineage: Eukaryota; Metazoa; Chordata; Mammalia; Eulipotyphla; Soricidae. Bases 36 to 383 code for a protein of 115 amino acids. Gene Ontology annotation, molecular function: ubiquitin protein ligase binding; structural constituent of ribosome; protein tag activity.